This is a messenger RNA of Phyllopteryx taeniolatus (common seadragon), 3477 nucleotides long. RefSeq names its product glutamine amidotransferase class 1 domain containing 1 (gene gatd1). The coding region runs from base 2406 to 3143 and encodes 245 amino acids. The transcript is spliced from 8 exons. NCBI's taxonomy places the organism in Eukaryota, Metazoa, Chordata, Actinopteri, Syngnathiformes, Syngnathidae. The record is from RefSeq and is a predicted model, not a curated record.
AGGACCAGCAACUUGUUCCCGACAGCUGCUGUAAAACUCCCAGCAGCCUCUGCGGCCUCAGAGACCAUCCCUCUAAUGUCUACAAGGUGGAGGGAGGCUGUGUUGUGAAAUUGGAGGAGUUUAUUCUCAGUCAGCUGUAUAUUGUGGGUGCACUGGGCAUUGGGAUUGCAUUUUUACAGCUAUUUGGGAUGAUCUUUACUUGCUGCCUUCAUCAAAAUCUGAAAGAUGAGCCAUACUGAUGUUGUAUUUUUUUAGUGUCAUUACCUCAUGAGCGCUUGGAGACUUACGUGCCUUCAAUUGACAAGUUUGGACUUUAAAAUUGUACACGCUUGAGCCACUUUUAUGCUGCUGGGCAGCACUUCACUGCAAAAUGUUGUCUUCCUUUCUAUGUGGAGGAUAAUGCAGAAAAAUGCUAGCUUCAUGUGGUUUUAUGUUAUUUACAUCGACUGCACUGCUGUUUUUGGUGUGUCACAUGGUUUAAAGAAAUGCACGCUCAAUAUAAUAAGAACAAUAAAAAUCAUUGUGUUAGCGUGAUUGCCAAUAAAAAGGCAUUUUAUUAUUUCUAUGUAUUGCUGACAAUGCAUUUUAGUGAGAAUGUCAUACAACCCGGCAGAAGUUUGAGGGAUUUGAUUUUUUUUUAAUCAAACUGAUAAACUUUUUUUGUUUUUGCAACUAUUGACUCAUUUUGAAUGAGAUGCCUACAACACGUUCCAAAAAAGCUGAGACUGUAUGUUUACCACUGUGUUACAUCACUUUUCCUUUUAACAACAUAAUAAGCGUCUGGAAACUGAGACCACCAUUGUUGAAGCUUUAUAAGUGGAAUUAUUUCCCAUCCUUGAUUUGAUGUACAACUUCAGUUGCUCAACAGUCCAGGGUCUCCGUUAUCAUAUUUUGUGCUUCAUAAUGCAAUGCAAUUUUCAUUGGGAGACAGGUCUGGACUGCUGGCAGGUCAGUCUAAUACUCACACUCUUUAAGUACAAUGCAAUACUGUGCAGAAUGUAUCUCGGCAUUGUCUUACUGAAAUAAGCAGGGACGUCCCUGAAAAAGACGUUGCUUGGAUGGCAGCAAAUGUUUCUCAAACUUGCAUGUACAUUUCGGCAUUAAUGGUGCCUUCACAGAUGUGGAAGUUACCCAUGCCAUGGGCACUAACACACCCCAUACCAUAACAGAUGCUGUCUUUUGAACUUUUUGAACUUGUCAUGAAAUAAUCCAGAUGGUUCUUUUCCUCUUUGGACGACAUCCAUGAUUUCCCAAACAAUCUGAAAUGUGGACUCGUUUGCAUCAGUCCUCUAACAUGAGCUCAAGCCCAGAGAAGCCGCUGGUGUUUCUGAAUGUUGUUGAUGCAGUAUAUGGCUUUCGCUUUGCAUAGUAGAGAUUUAACUUGCAUUUGUACAGUAGCUGUAUCGACCAACCGUGUCCACUGACAAUGGUUUUCUGAAAUGUUACUGAGCCCACGUAGCAAUAUUCUUACACAAUGAUGCCACUUUUUUAAUGCAGUGCCUUGGUUUUUGGCGUUGUUGGAUUUCUCCAGAUUUUUGGAAUCUUUUGAUGAUAUUAUGGACCAUAGAUGAUGAAAUCCCUAAAUUCCUUUCAAUUCUACGUUGAGAAACGUUUUGAUUUGUUCACGCAGUUCACAAAGUGGUGAACCUCGUCCUUGCUUGUGAACAACUGAGCCAUUUGUGGAUGCUCAUUUUAUACCCAAUCUUGACAUUCACCUGUUUCUGAUUAAUAUGUUCACCUCUGGAAUGUUCAAAAUAGGUGUUUUCUGAGCAUUCCUCAACUUUCCCAGUCUUUUGUUCCUGCUUUUUUUUUUUUUUUUUGCAAUGUGAGGUUACAGGCAACAAAUUCAAAAGAGAGAGAAUAUUUGCAAAAGACAAUAACUUUCAUCAGUUUGAAUAUGAAAUACCUUGUCUUUGUAGUGUAUUCAAUUGAAGUUGGGUUGAAAAGGAUUUGCAAAUCAACGUAUUCUGUUUUUAAUUUACGUUUUACGCAACGUCAUUGGAAUUUGGGUUUGUAGAAGAAGCCAAUAAAAAAUAGUAAGCACAGCAGUAACUGAGCGUACCUUAUGUCGUGUGAUACUGUGUUCUUACUUUGCUGCGCAAAGUACAUUUGGUAAUGUUAACCACCUUGUGUAUGAAUAGUACUGUAAGUGGACUUAUGUAAUGCUUGUGCAUUUAUGACAAAAACUGUAAUAGCGCCCUCUGCUGAAAAGUAGAAAGAAUGCAUUUUUCACUAAUGAGACUCAGUGCGGUUUCUUUUUUUGUGAAGGUCUUCAGGCGGAUGUUUUGGUCAGCUGAUCUUCCUUCCUCGUCGCGUUCGCUUCCUGUUGACAAUCGGCAAAUAUACGUUCGAUCGCUUCGGUAUAUUGUCAAAAAUUGAAUGUCAAGUGAGCUGAAAGAAUCAGAAUGUCUGCGAAGCCGACGUGUUUGAUUGUGUUGAGCGCUUCUCCUCAAGGUGCGUUGGGCAACGCGAGAAAUACGAUCCAUUUUUUUCUUCCCGUUUCAUGUUUGAGUGUUGUUGUAAUUGUGUCGUUUGUUCAAUGGCGCAAAGGAGUGUCAGUAAAGUCUUUCCAGCAGUGCUUCAGUCUUUGCUCCUCUGUGUUUAACCUCCAGACAGCCACGCCGGCGGGGAAGCCAAUGGAUUUCGUUGGGGUGGAUGACAGCACGUCCAGAUGGGUGCAGGACUUCAACAUGAAACCAUACGCAACUCCCGCCAAACUUGAAUCCAUCGAUGGUGCUCGGUACCAGUCUCUGCUCAUCCCGGACUGUCCUGGAGCGGCCGGCGACCUGGCGCACAGCGGCUCACUGCACCGUAUUCUGUCACACUUCAUCUCUCAGCAAAAGCCCGUGUGUGCAGUCGGACAAGGAGUGUCGGCGCUGUGUUGUGCCACGGAGGCAAACAGGUGGAUCUUCAACGGGUAUAGUUUGACUGGGCCGUCGGUGUUUGAACUAGUGCGCAGGACGGACUUUGCCAACCUGCCUCUUAUCGUGGAAGACUUUGUGAAGGACAGCGGCGGCUCGUACACAGCGAGCCAAGAGGACGCCGUGCACGUCGUCGCCGACAGACACCUGAUAACGGGACAGAACACGCAGUCCACCUGGCUUGCGGUCAACAAUUUAAUUCUGCUCACUAGCGCCAAGUAAGCUUACCUGUGUCACAUUUUGAAUUUUCAUAACACUGUACAGUGGUACCUCGACCUAGGAGUUUAAUUUGUUAUUUGACCAAGCUGGUAACUCAUUUGCAUAUCAAACAAAUUGAAAUGUUGUUAAUCCAUUUUAGCCCCCCCCAAAAUCCCAACAUUAUUAUUUUUUAACGAAACAUAACUGUAUUGUAUAAAAACAUGUAAUUACUGUACGUACUGCGGUAUUCAUGUGUUGAAUGUACCAUUGUGAGUGACGUCAGAAUUUCCCUGCUGGUAUUCAUCUAAUUUUGUAUUUGUGUAUUUGUCCCGUUCAAUAAACAGCUGAAGGUGCCUCA